This is a messenger RNA of Papaver somniferum (opium poppy), 1031 nucleotides long. RefSeq lists its product as uncharacterized. Lineage: Eukaryota; Viridiplantae; Streptophyta; Magnoliopsida; Ranunculales; Papaveraceae. The transcript has 3 exons. The record is from RefSeq and is a predicted model, not a curated record. Bases 161 to 850 code for a protein of 229 amino acids.
AGUACAGGGAAAGGGAGACAAGAGAAGAUUGGGUUGGUUGUUGUGGCUGGACUUCUCCUCUCCUCUCCUUUCAUUUCUUCUCCUUCUACUGAUGCUGGAGCAUCUUCAUUUGAGAAAGCAAGAUGAUUAGCAAAUCAAUACAUUGAUUAAUGCAUUAAGGAUGUUAGUUUUGGGAGGGGGUACACAACAGCAACAGCAUCAUAAUUAUCUUAGUCCUAGUAGUAGCUGGAGCAGAGUCAAAACCUGCUACUCAAUGAAUGUUGUGAGCCAUAGGAACAAUGUGGUUGUCAGCAAUAAUAACAUUAUUCACAACAACAUUUACUUUAAAAACUUGAAAAAGAAGAAGAAGAGGAAGCUGCUGCAGGUUACAGUGAUGAUGAAGACAGCAAAGGAAAUUAAAACAAUCAACAACAGCAACAAGAAUUUGUGCGAUUCAAUUAUGGCCAGGUCAUGUUACCAUACAGUACUAACUGGGCUUGUAGCUUCUGCAACAGUGAUAUUGUCUACUAGUAUUAUGUUCAGUGGUACUACUCAUGAAGCUAUUGCAUCUGCUGCAACUAACACUGUAGAGGACGGUACUACUAUGGAAAACAUCCCACAGAUGCUCUCUAGUACUGAUGGUGAGGAUGAUAAUGGCAAGAGGAAAGGUAGGAUUCAGAAGCCAAAGUCUAGGAAAGCAGAAUCCUGCACCAGCAAGUGCGUCACUACUUGCGUCCGAGGUGGCUAUGGUGCCCCAGGGGAAGGACCUCUUAAUGCUUUCAGGCCUCUGGUGGUAUUCAAGCAAGGAUUUCAUAGUCGUCAAUACUGCCUGGUGGAAUGCUCUGACAUAUGCAACCUAAUCAAGGACUAGCUAGGUCCUAGGGGGACUGAAGUUGGAAUCCAUAAAGCUGAAUUGGCUAGGUAUUCUACCAGAAUUUGUUUUUGAUUCUCUGUUGAAUUUUGUAAUCCUGUAUGUAUAUUUUAAUACCAGAGAUAACAAUAUUCUUUGUAAAACGGUUAGUACAGAGUAAUACAGAAAUUUUUAUAUGUCC